Molecule: messenger RNA, 1359 nt
Organism: Eleginops maclovinus (Patagonian blennie)
Lineage: Eukaryota; Metazoa; Chordata; Actinopteri; Perciformes; Eleginopidae
Exons: 6
Coding region: 85-876 (263 amino acids)
Cellular component (GO): cytoplasm
Molecular function (GO): oxidoreductase activity
Source: RefSeq, a predicted model, not a curated record
CUGCAGAUUGACCUAAUCCUUGUCACGAGUGUUAUCCAGCUCUGGUAUUAUCCAGUUCAGUGUUCGUUACAGGUAUUAUAGGCAAUGACUGCUGCGGUGAAUUUUAAAAACUGCGGCUCUGUGCUGGUGACAGGAGCCAGUCGAGGUCUCGGGCUGCAGAUAGUCGACAUCCUGGCGAGUGGAGGUUUCUCCCCAGGCAAGAUUAUAGCCACAACCAGAAACCCCGCGAAUACGCAGAAACUUCAGGAACUGGCAGAGAAACACCCUAACGUCCACAUCAUCACCUUGGAUGUGUUGAACCAGCAGAGUAUAGAGAAUUGUGUGGAGGAGGUGGGCCAGCUGGUACAAGGAGAGGGUCUGAACUGCCUGAUCAACAAUGCAGGGAUCAAUGUGGUGGCCGACUUCCAUACUGUCACUGCUGAGAAGAUGAUGGAAAACUUCAACACAAAUGCGGUUGCUCCUCUGAUGAUCACCAAGGCUUUCCUGCCUCUGCUGAAACUAGCUGCAUCUAAAGGUGGAGCAGGUGGUGCGAGUGGGAUGGGCAUCCAGAGGGCGGCAGUCAUUAACAUGACCUCUCUGCUGGGCUCUGUGGAGCUCAACUGGGGGGAACGGGCCAACAACUUCAAAUGGUACCCCUACAGAACCUCCAAGAGUGCUCUAAACAUGGUGAGUCGCUGUAUGGCUGUGGACCUGGAGCCUGAUGGGAUCCUCUGCAUGGCUAUACACCCUGGCUGGGUGCGCACUGAUAUGGGGGGGUCUCAGGCUCCACUGAGUCCAGAUGAGAGUAUUUCUUCCGUCUUGUCUGUGAUCGGUGGACUGACUGAAAAGGAUCAUGGGUCCUUUCUGAACUUUACUGGAGAGGUGUUGCCUUGGUAACACCUCCGAUUAUAAGCACUACUUGCGCUAAUGAUUCUGAUAAUGAUCCACUAUGCAGAGAUGAAGGUAUCAACGACUCAGUCUUAACGAAGCUGAAACUUUAUAUGUUAUUAUAGGAGGACAAAAGUAUUCAAAUCUUGUAAUCAGUCUACUUUAAAAUUAUCAUAUGUUCGAUGAUGCCCUGUUAGUUUGUGUUUUGCAAAUAUAUCAGGAUCUGUAAUAAUGGAACAAAAUAUAAGGUUUAAAUUUGUGUGUAGAUUGUACAGACAUGUAGUGAGUCAUCUGCAGUUGCACUUUCUAAGUAGUUUUCUACAGUACAAAAUAACAAUAUAGUAUCUAUAAUGUAUGAACAAUUACACUAGUUUUAAAUAUGUAAAAACAUUUUUCCUGUUCUUAAAUUUAGUCAUUUAACAUGUAUUUUUGAUACUAUUUGGAACAUUUGAGGUUACACUGUUGAGAAAUGCCAAUAAAAUGUUACGUUUU